Molecule: messenger RNA, 1957 nt
Organism: Talpa occidentalis (Iberian mole)
Lineage: Eukaryota; Metazoa; Chordata; Mammalia; Eulipotyphla; Talpidae
Gene: ARFGAP2
Product: ADP ribosylation factor GTPase activating protein 2
Exons: 16
Coding region: 81-1643 (520 amino acids)
Biological process (GO): COPI coating of Golgi vesicle
Molecular function (GO): GTPase activator activity
Source: RefSeq, a predicted model, not a curated record
CUCGGCGACCCCGCCCCCCGGCCCGGGAUUGGCCCUCGACGGGAUCCGUCGGGCGCGGUGGCGUCUGGGAAGGAGAGAAAAUGGCGGCGGAGCCGAGCAAGACCGAGAUCCAGACUCUUUUUAAGAGGCUUCGCGCAAUUCCAACCAACAAAGCCUGCUUCGACUGCGGCGCCAAGAAUCCGAGCUGGGCCAGCAUCACAUACGGUGUUUUCUUGUGCAUUGACUGCUCCGGCGUGCACCGCUCCCUGGGCGUGCAUCUCAGCUUCAUCAGGUCCACAGAGUUGGAUUCCAACUGGAACUGGUUCCAGCUGAGGUGUAUGCAGGUCGGCGGGAAUGCCAAUGCGACGGCUUUCUUUCGCCAAUAUGGAUGCACAACCAACGAUGCCAAUACCAAAUAUAAUAGCCGGGCUGCCCAGAUGUACAGGGAAAAGAUCCGGCAGCUGGGGAGUGCGGCCUUGGCUAGGCAUGGCACCGAUCUUUGGAUAGACAAUAUGAAUAGUGGCCCCAGCCACUCCCCGGAGAAGAAGGACUCUGACUUCUUCAUGGAACACACUCAACCCCCUGCCUGGAAUGCACCGGCCACCGACCCAGCAGAGAACCAGCAGCCUGCCUGGUGUGCGGAGAGCAGUGGCUUUGCACAGCCGGAGCAUGGCCCCAACACGGACCUGCUUGGCACCUCACCCAAAGCUUCUCUGGAACUGAAAACCUCCCUCAUUGGCAAGAAGAAGCCAGGAGCAGCUAAAAAAGGGUUGGGUGCCAAGAAAGGCCUAGGGGCCCAGAAGGUGAGCAGCCAGAGUUUCAGCGAGAUUGAGCGGCAGGCCCAGGUAGCGGAGAAGCUCCGUGAGCAGCAGGCAGCUGAUGCCAAGAAACAGGCAGAAGAGUCCAUGGUUGCCUCCAUGCGCCUGGCCUACCAGGAGCUCCAGAUUGACCGGAAGAAGGAGGAGAAGAAGCUACAGAAUCUAGAAGGGAAGAAGCGAGAGCAGGCAGAGAGGUUGGGCAUGGGCUUGGUGUCCCGAAGCUCCGUCUCCCACUCUGUGCUGUCUGAGAUGCAGAUGAUUGAGCAGGAAACCCCCGUGAGUGCAAAAUCCUCCCGCUCGCAGCUCGACUUGUUUGAUGACGUUGGUACUUUCGCCUCCGGACCCCCAAAGUACAAGGACAACCCCUUUUCCUUGGGGGAAAGUUUUGGUUCUCACUGGGAUACCGACGCUACCUGGGGCAUGGACAGGAUGGAGGAUAAGGAGCCAGAAGUGACCAUCUCCAGCAUCCGGCCCAUUUCAGAGAGAGUCACAAACCGGAGAGAGGUAGAGAGCCGGAGCUCAGGCCUCGAGUCCAGUGAAGCCCGUCAGAAAUUUGCAGGCGCCAAAGCCAUCUCAUCUGACAUGUUCUUUGGGCGGGAGGUGGAUGCUGAGUAUGAAGCCAGAUCUCGGCUACAGCAGCUCUCUGGCAGCAGUGCCAUCAGCUCUUCAGACCUCUUUGGGGACAUGGAUGGAGCUCACGGAGCAGGAAGCGUAUCUCUGGGGAAUGUGCUCCCCACGGCUGACAUUGCCCAGUUCAAGCAGGGUGUCAAGUCUGUGGCUGGGAAGAUGGCUGUGCUGGCCAAUGGUGUGAUGAAUUCUUUGCAGGAUCGCUAUGGUUCCUACUGAUCGAGCUCCGUGGUUCAGGCACGUGGUGGUGAUGGCAGCAAGAACCCCAUGAGCCCGGGCCAGGGAUGCUUGCCUUGCAGAAGCUGGGGAGGAAUUGUUACUGUCUGUGUGGUGUGCGAGUGGGGUGGCCUUUGAGGAUCUGGGGUGAGGGGAUGGACAGGACUAACCCUUGUCCUCUGCCUAUAGAGUGAACCCUUGAUUCUCCUCCCUGCACCCCUCAGCCCCACCCUCCAUCCCCUGCGUUCUAGAUUAUCGUCCUUCCAGUUCUGCCCCCCAAAGCUGCUGCUUACUUGUCCUGCCACACUGGGAGGGCG